Molecule: messenger RNA, 1416 nt
Organism: Penaeus monodon (black tiger shrimp)
Lineage: Eukaryota; Metazoa; Arthropoda; Malacostraca; Decapoda; Penaeidae
Product: dnaJ homolog subfamily C member 28-like
Source: RefSeq, a predicted model, not a curated record
CAAUACUUUGAAGUGUUGGGUCUCAGGAAUGACAGUGACCAAGCAGCUGUUCGCGAUGCCUUCCUGAAACUGGCAAAAAAAUAUCACCCUGAUGGUGGCUAUGCAACUGCAAAUGCUGUAAAAUUCCAGCAGAUUGAGAAGGCUUACAGGAAACUCAUGGAAAAAUUCAGCAGUGAUCGACAUAAUCAUAACAAGUGCGAGGGGGAGUUUGGACUGUAUUAUGAACCAAACAGCCCCUCAACACCGUCAGUACCUGAGUUACGAAGGCAUAGGCAUAGGCACCCCAGGCCAGCGCCAGAAGCAGUAUUCCAAAUUCCAGGUCCUCAGAGCAUCGGAGAAUGUGAUAGAUUACAAGGUCAAACAGAUAUCAUCACAGUACCCCGAGACUUCACUUGUUGAUAAGGACAGGGCAGCAGCAAAGAAGAUUCGUACGAGGUUUGGUAUUGAACGCAUUGUUGAUGACAUGAUCCAGGAAGCCAUGGCAAGGGGAGAUUUUGAUAAUUUGUCUAAUGCUGGAAAGCCCCUGGAGACUCGAAAUCACAAUCCUUAUGUGGAUACUGUCACUCAUAAACUCAAUGAGGUGCUGAUCAACAAUGGUUAUGCUCCAGAAUGGGUAAUGUUAGAGAAAGAGAUUCGGCAGGACAGGACCAGGAUCCGAGAAGCAUUGCUGAGAGAGAGAAGACGUAUAGGACAACUACCUCUUUCACCUGAAGAUGAAGAGAAGUGGAAAUCAGCUCUCAGUCGCCAAGCGGAAUCAAUAUCAGAGCUCAACAAAAAGAUUAACAAGUAUAACCUAUUGGUACCAAUCCUCAGCAAACAAACAGUCCAUUUCCCACUUGCAAGAGAAUCUGAAAAAGUCCUAAAGGAGGGUCUUUCCAAAGAUCAGAUCCCAGCACAAGAAGAAGCUACAGAAGGUGGUGGAAGCAUCAGUGGGAAACCUACAGGCAUUCGUAAAUUGUUUGACCUGUUAACAGUGCUUAGAAAUCCAUGAAAAUAUAUUUAUUUUGUUUAGUUUAUAGUGAUGCAAGUAUAGAUAUUUUAAUAUUUAAUAGAGUGUAUGUGAUAAAGAACAUUAUUUAACAUUGUAUAUACAUUGUAUUUUAUAGAUUUUUGUUGGUAUAGAUUAUCACAAGAUUUGUGAAGUGAUGUGUUGGUGAUGAAUGUAUAUAAAUGUAUUUAUUUGUAUGAUUUAAACUCAUACAGUUAUUGAUAUUUUAUGAUUGUAAUACAGGGCACUACAGGUUAAAGAUGCAUAAAAUUUUGGUUAUGUUGUAUCUUUUAAAUUUAUGCAAAUCUAAAAUUCAUCAAGUUGUAUUUAAUAUAUAAUAUGUACAUUUAUUAACAAAUGUUCUUACUGUUUUUAGUUCAGUGUACAUUAGUUUAUAUAAAUCAAUAUAUAAAUUUUACUGAUGUUAA